Molecule: messenger RNA, 1852 nt
Organism: Octopus bimaculoides (California two-spot octopus)
Lineage: Eukaryota; Metazoa; Mollusca; Cephalopoda; Octopoda; Octopodidae
Product: phosphatidylinositide 4-phosphatase SAC2
Biological process (GO): regulation of endocytic recycling; phosphatidylinositol dephosphorylation
Cellular component (GO): clathrin-coated endocytic vesicle; early endosome
Molecular function (GO): phosphatidylinositol-4-phosphate phosphatase activity
Source: RefSeq, a predicted model, not a curated record
UAAUGAUGGGUGAGGGUGCGUAUAAGGUGAAAGUGAAAGAGUAAUAAGAGGGGGUGAUAGAGGGAGUAAUUAUAUAAAAAUAGAAUGGUGAUGAUGAGAAUUUUGAUAGAGUAAUAGUUUGUAGGUGGAAGUAGUAAUAUAGUAAUAGGGUGUUAGUGGUAGGAAUAGAAGCGAUAUAGUAAUAGAUUGGUGGUGGUAGUAAUACAGUGGUGUUUGUUGUCGGACGUGUAGUAGAAAAUGAACGGAAGCGAACUCUUUAGUAUGAGGCGAAAGUGCGGGAAUGAGAGGGAAGGUGUGUCAAUAGAGAAAGUAGCUUUUGAGAGAGAGAGAGAGAGCGAGCGAAAGAUGUAAUAACAUUAUUUAGUGUAGCUCUCUCUUUUUAUCAAAACUGUAUGCACACCGUCUCUACAGCCAGUCAACAUCGUUUGCGUGCCGACUGACAGUUGAGGCUGUUGUUAUUAUUUAUAUAUAGAGAGAUAGAGUGUGAAUUACUAUUAUUGUCAUUACAACUAUCAUGGAAGUUUACCAAAGCGAUAAUCAUUUUAUAAUUGUGGAUGGAAAUCAUUUCCUUUGGUGUAGCCGUUUAGAUGGAUCUUUAAAAGCCGAAACAGGUAAUUUUUACCCACCAGUGAAUGCAGUGUGUAUUGGGAUUGUUCAUGGUGUUGUUGGAAAAGUAAAAGCACACACAGAUUCAGAAUGGAAAUUGAUUUUGAUCAAAAAUCAAAGCCUUGUUGGUCAUAUUCUUGAAACUCAUGACAUCUUCCAGAUUAAUAAAAUUGCCAUCCUCAGUUUGUCUGGUUUAGAACCAACAGAACUAGGACUUUCACCCUGUCCAAGACAUCAUGGUUCGAACAAAGAGAAACAAGGUUCACAAAUCUCUCUGCCACAAGCCAGCAGUAAACCUUUGCAGAAAACAUGGAACUCUGUUAAAUCAGCAGUUGAAAAUGUAAAACCGAAAAAGUCUUUUCUGACAGAUUUAUAUAAUAUCGUUCAACCGGAACGGGAGUCUGGUUUUCAGAAAGAAGUAAAGGAUAAAGAAAAAUUUGAAAGACGAAUAUACGAGGAAUUGCUGAAGUUAUUCAACGAGUCCAAUUCCUUCUACUACAGCCUCACAUUUGAUCUAACUAACAGCAUUCAACGACAAUACACCAAUGAUAAACCAGCAGAUGAACCUCUGUGGAAACGGGCAGAUGAACGUUUCUUUUGGAAUCAGUAUUUACUCAAAGAAUUGCUGGAAUCUAAUGAUGAAGCGGCGAAGCACUGGAUUGUACCAAUUAUUCAAGGAUUUAUUCAGAAUGAACUCUGUCUCAUGGAGUUUGACAUAAACAAAAGUUUGACCCCAACUGGCACUGUCAUGUUUGACUCCACAAGAUUCCAGAAAGAUCCCCUAAGAUAUUGGCUUACCAUUAUUUCAAGACGCAGUCGUCACAGAGCAGGUACAAGAUCUAAAAAAAGGGGUUUGGAAGAAAGUGGAGCUUGUGCCAACUAUGUAGAGACAGAACAGAUUCUUCAGUUCCCCCCUCACUUAGUAUCUUUUGUCCAAGUACGAGGGUCAGUUCCAGUCUUUUGGAGUCAGUCAGGGUUUAAAUAUCGGCCUCCACCACGUCUAGAAAAAGGUAUGUCAUUCUUUGAUUUGGAGCAUUGCAAAGUUUGUUAGCUUCUGGGAAUUACGUAAGUAAGUGUUUACAUUUUUAAGUGCCACAAGGGUACAUUCAACAGAUAAAGUUGAAAUAGGUAAAGUUAAAAUCAAAUUUAUUAGUUUAUGUUCUUGUGCAAAACUUGCACAUGUUUCAUUUUUUAAAGAUAUUUUAUGAGCUUUUCAAUAUUAGUUUUAGCAGAAAAUCAUUUGUAA